AUGACGAUGCAUGGAACGACGUUUGUGGUGAAUGUCCGCGUACUGGCGCGCGAGGCGUCGAAUUGGCGGGGAAUUUUCGUCGACUUGAGCGGUCACGCGCCGGAGCCGGCGACCGGGACGGCGGCGACGGACGCGUGGGAGCGCGUCCAGGCGGCGCUUUUGGAGGCAUUGCGCGCUCGCGAAGGUGUGAUUGAUAUAAGCGAUAUCGUUGACGCGCAGUCGGACGCGAUAGGACCGCCGACGGUCUCUGGAGUAUUAUUGGAUUUUCCGUGCGUGUACGCAUUUCCGACCGAGUCUAUGUCAAGCGCGGCGGCGAUGUUAUCGUCGUGCAGUUUAAGCGUACACUCGUUAGAGUGUAGACGACGAGACGGCGUGGACAACGAGAGCGAACUGGCGUAUGGGUGGAGUAUACCGAGCUCUUUGAUCAUGGAUGACGACGCGAGGGUAAAGUUUGAAGCCGCCGUCGCUACAUGGAGAGAUGUCGUCGCUGACUGUUUGCGGUCGCUUGGCUUUUGCGCGUCGCACCAGGUCGCGUACACCGCUCCGGGAAGUAAUAGGAUAGCAUUUUAG
This is a messenger RNA of Ostreococcus lucimarinus CCE9901, 570 nucleotides long. RefSeq lists its product with no specific name. NCBI's taxonomy places the organism in Eukaryota, Viridiplantae, Chlorophyta, Mamiellophyceae, Mamiellales, Bathycoccaceae. The transcript has a single exon. The record is from RefSeq and is a predicted model, not a curated record. Bases 1 to 570 code for a protein of 189 amino acids.